UCAUUGUUGUUGGUUUUCUUAGACGAUUUCCAAAACUGCAGAAAAAGUCCUUCCUACUGCGAACCAGAAUGCCGAGUCGAGGAAUUCUUUUCGGGAUGCUAUGUUUGUAAAUGUGAAGAAGAAGAAGAACGUAAAAUGGAUGCUGAAUCAUUUGUAUGCUUCGAAGUAAAAGCGGAAGGCAGCUGCAGUGAAAAGAUCGAAAGAUUUUAUUACGACGCAAUUGCAAAUCAAUGUGAAAAAUUCAUUUAUACUGGCUGUGGAGGAAAUAAAAAUAAUUUUCCGACUCUUAAAAGUUGCAAGGAAACUUGCAAAGUUUCAGAUAGCCCCAUAACGGAAGCAGCUGAUACCUCGGAGAAUGACUCAGGAACUGCUUUAACUUUUAACAUUUGGAUGGUGGUUGUGCUUAUUUUCAUUUUUCAAGUACUUUAAAUAAUCAGCUUCUUUCAUUAUUUAUAAUAACACUCAUUAAUAAAAGAAUUUUUUAAAAUAUGA
This is a messenger RNA of Stegodyphus dumicola, 492 nucleotides long. RefSeq lists its product as uncharacterized. NCBI's taxonomy places the organism in Eukaryota, Metazoa, Arthropoda, Arachnida, Araneae, Eresidae. Gene Ontology annotation, molecular function: pigment binding; serine-type endopeptidase inhibitor activity. The record is from RefSeq and is a predicted model, not a curated record.